This is a messenger RNA of Kuraishia capsulata CBS 1993, 1923 nucleotides long. RefSeq lists its product as uncharacterized. The coding region runs from base 1 to 1923 and encodes 640 amino acids. The record is from RefSeq and is a predicted model, not a curated record. Gene Ontology annotation, molecular function: NAD+ kinase activity. The transcript has a single exon. Lineage: Eukaryota; Fungi; Ascomycota; Pichiomycetes; Pichiales; Pichiaceae. Gene Ontology annotation, biological process: NAD+ metabolic process; NADP+ biosynthetic process.
AUGUCGAACCAGCAAAUCAUACCAAACGACGACAUGAACACACCGGAGCCCGCAGAGGUUACUAGCACCACUUCCUCGUCAACCCCUUCGCCAAUAGAAGGAGAGGCUGGUGAAGAAAUGCAGCGCUCAGACUCAUUCUUUCCGAAACAGCCGGUUCUGCACGGGUCUCUCUACUGUGAUGAUAACCCACGCUGCGCCCUCACUGAUGAGAAGCAAGCUGAGGAUAUCCCGGCUUCAACCGCAUUGAGUCCCAUGUUGAAGAAGUUCCAGCAGCUAGGACUGACCAAUCAGGUGUCUCCACCAAGAAAAACCAAGCGGAACGCCAGCCAGGACCUUCUGAAUCUGUCGAAGAACGAUCUCAAGGCCGUGAAGUCGCAUGCCCAACUGGCUAAGACCGCCAAUGGGGUCAGAAUACUGGCAAGAAAUCUGGAUAAAGCUACCAUCAAGAUCCAGCUGCGGUCAGUGAUGAUUGUGACCAAAGCCAGAGACAAUUCGCUGGUUUAUCUGACAAGAGAGUUGACCGAAUGGUUGCUACGAUUUUCUGAGAAUAACUUCAAGCUGGACGUUUACGUGGAUUACCAUCUGGAGACUUCGAAAAGGUUUCAUGCCGAGGGAAUUGUCAAGGAGAUACCGAACUCCAAGGACAGACUCAAGUACUGGGAUAAGGCUUUGAUCAGGGCCAACCCAGAAUUGUUUGAUCUGGUCUUGACUCUCGGAGGAGAUGGUACCGUUCUUUACGCAUCUACUCUGUUUCAACGGGUUGUUCCACCGGUGAUGUCAUUUUCCCUUGGAUCUCUGGGAUUUCUAACCAACUUCAAGUUCGAGGACUUUCGCAAGCUUUUGCACAACGCUGUGGUGAAGGGCGUCCGCACCAAUCUAAGAAUGCGGUUUACGUGCCGGGUUCAUGCGGCAAAUGGGAAACUUUUGUGUGAGCAGCAAGUGCUUAACGAACUUACUGUUGACCGUGGACCUUCGCCAUGGGUCUCAAUGCUGGAAUUGUAUGGUGAUAACAGUCUCCUGACGGUGGCCCAGGCGGAUGGACUUAUCAUUGCCACUCCUACUGGUUCAACAGCUUACUCUUUGAGUGCAGGAGGAUCUUUAGUUCAUCCCAGUGUCAGCGCUAUUAGUGUGACUCCUAUUUGCCCUCAUACUUUAUCGUUUAGACCGAUCUUGCUACCCGAUUCGAUGGUGCUGAAGGUGAAGGUUCCGCUUAGAUCUCGGUCCACUGCUUGGGCCUCUUUUGAUGGCCGGUCGCGUGUAGAACUUUUGAAGGGCUACUACGUCACAAUUGCUGCUUCCCCGUUCCCAUUCCCUACAGUGAGGUCUAGCAAGACGGAGUACUUUGACAGUGUCUCGCGUGUUUUGAACUGGAACAGCAGAGAGGAGCAGAAAUCGUUUGUGCAUCUUCUGAGUGACAAAAAUAAGAAGAGUUACAACAAAUAUGAGCAAUUGCACAAGAACACGGAAGUGGCCAAACGGAGGAGUCGAGCGGUGUUCGAGCUAGAUUCGACUGAUUCAUUGAAGCCCCAACAAGGCACCGAAGACGUGCGCGAGGACGUGACAGAAGAAGGAGAGGAUAAAGAUUAUUAUGAAGCGGAAGACGAUGAGGAUGAAAGUGUUUACGAGAUCGAUUACAACGACGAAGAUGAUGCGGAAGAUCAUCUUGACCCAACAAACAGUCUGGCACAGGACGUGCCGGAUGAUUACGACGACUAUGAUGAGUCAUCGCUAGAGCUGGACGAGAACGAAGACUACAUGAACAAUUACUUCCAUCCUAUGCCAGGUGAAGAGAUCUGUACUCCGCAGGCUAAGACACCAGGUGAUGCCACCCCAGACGGAGGUGCCCACCCGAACAGGACUCCUCACGAAGCAGAGCGGGCGCUGCAUCUGGCGAUGUCUAAGCUUCAGCACGAAGCAAAAUAA